Messenger RNA from Sus scrofa (pig), 1382 nucleotides. The record is from RefSeq and is a predicted model, not a curated record. NCBI's taxonomy places the organism in Eukaryota, Metazoa, Chordata, Mammalia, Artiodactyla, Suidae.
CUUCGCCUUUUUUUUGUUUUGUUUUUUUUUUUUUUUGGAACAGGCUUUUCUUUGGGGAUGGGGAAGGAGUAGGGAGAGUUGGAGGGAUGGAUUUUAGAACUCGGUAUGGAAUGGCAAUUUGUAUCAAAUUCAAAACCCUGAAUCUGUGGCUUCCUUGAGUCAAACCCUGGGAAGUUUUUCAACAUAUCAAAACUUCAGUUUCUUCAUCUGUAAAAAGGGAACAAUAAUACAACUACCCCCCUAGGGCUGUUGAUACACAGAUAUUUGACACUAGUGGAGAUUCAAAAAGAUCUUUCCAGAAAGAGUUCUGGAGAACUCUGUGAGGGUUAGGGAGAGGAAGGUGGGACACUAGAGAUAAGACUCCAUUGUGACAAGCCCCUUCAGCAUAAUGCCUAUAACCAUUCAAGAGAAACUGGCUGGCUUUUCAAUUCCAAACCAGUAGGCAUGGCGUGGAGGGAAGCUGGGAGAGAUGACAGUGACGUGGUAGGAGCAAAGCAGGAACUAACAGGAAAAGGACAGCCCUGGGCGCUGGGGACUCUGAUGCUGAAUGGAGUGUUAACACUGGUGCUUGAGGAGGACGGGACCAUGGUGGAGAGCGAGGACUUCUUCCAGCUGUUGGAGGAUGACACAUGCCUGAUGGUGCUGGAGUUGGGACAGAAAUGGAGGCCCAGGAAGAGUGGGGUGCUGUCAUAUGGCCUGGGCCGGGAGAAGCCCAAGCACAGCCAGGACAUCGCCUGCAUCACCUUUGACGUAUACAAGCAAAACCCCCGAGACCUCUUUGGCAGCCUGAACAUCAAAGCCACAUUCUACGGGCUCUACUCCAUGAGUUGUGACAUCCAAGGACUCGGCCCAAAGAAAAUACUCAGGGAGCUCCUCCGAUGGGCCUCCGCACUGCUGCAAGGCCUGGGCCACGUCUUGCUGGGAAUUUCCUCCACCAUUCGUCAUGCAGUGGAAGGGGCUGAGCAGUGGCAGCAAAAGGGUCACCUUCACCCCUACUGAGCAGGAGCUCUGACCUUCUGCCUCUAGACUCAUUCCAAGAGACAGAUUGUGACAACACCAAGUUUGGGGGCCUUCAGACAGUGCAGGCUCAGUAACUCACCUGAUUUCCCCACUGUCCCUCAAUCCUAUGGGACAGGCCCCAUCAGCAUAAUGUCCUAUACCCCCACCUUAUGCCUCCUGGCCACCUUUCCAGUCUCCUGCUCCCUGAAAGACCACAGCCUGUCCCCGGACACCUGGAUCCCACCCUGACUGCUGCUAUACCUAGAGGUCCUUAUGACUCCUCCUGUCCCUAAGCUCCUCUACCUUGAGAUCGCUAUUUCUCUGUAUCCUUCCUCCCCAAAAUAACAAAGGUGCUUUCAAUAAAAAUAUAAAAGUGUUUAUCA